Messenger RNA from Eruca vesicaria subsp. sativa (arugula), 465 nucleotides. Lineage: Eukaryota; Viridiplantae; Streptophyta; Magnoliopsida; Brassicales; Brassicaceae. The record is from the annotation of a GenBank genome assembly.
AUGAAGAAAAUGCAAAUUCAUGUGGUGGUCAUCUUGCUAAUUAUUCAUGUGGCAGCGUCACGAGUGGAAGAUGUUGUUGAUGUUGUUGUAGACACUCCUCCUACAUAUAGAGGUGAAUGGGCUUUUACGAAAACAACGGUGCAGAUUAGCAAUCGUCUCGAUGGUGGCUUAACACUAAAACUCCAUUGUAAAUCUAAAAAUAACGAUCUCGGUGUCCAAACUCUUGCACCGGAUAGUUCUUGGUCAUUUAAGUUUAGACCAAAUAUUUUUGGAACAACACUCUUCUUCUGUCGUUUUGUGUGGGCUCAUGAAGCACAUUCGUUUGAUAUUUAUGAUGAUUAUAGAGAUGGUGUUCGUAAGGGUAAUCCAUGCAUCGACUGUACGUGGAAUAUAGACCAGCAUAGACCAUGCAGAUUUAACGAAAAGACCAAUUUAUUUGAUCUGUGUCAUCAUUGGAAUAAGUAA